AUGGUCUAUCUAACGCAGACAGGGGAGGGUUUACCGAUCUCGCGUGCAAACGACGAGACAUACCUUCGCCUCGCCUCGAAAUCGGCAGGCGGGAAGUUCAAAGGAGGUCAGUACGAGUUCAGUUUCAGCGCGCCAUUGCUCUUCGGCGAUGUGGACGCUAAUAUCUUGACCUUGGAGCUCUCUGCCUUGGUCAUGAAGGGCAGCGGUGACCGCUGGCAAGUAGAUAUGUUCAACUCGAGACGAGGGAAGAAGUGGGACAAGAUCGGUGACCUCUCCAAGGCGGGUUCUGAUUGGACCACGUCGAACCUGGUGGUUGCGAGCGGCGAUCGUUGCGGCGAUGCCCCGAAACGCAUCAAUACCACGAGGACGAAGAGCCAGAAGUCCAAGCGUUGCAUCAGCGACUACUUCGAUACUGACAGCAACGAGGUCCUCAUCCGUAUUCACACACCGGGAUCGAAAGAGGUCAUCUUCAUUGACUACGCGCGCAUCAAGCCUUCGUUCCGAUUCAACCCACACUCUGGUCACGCCUAG
This is a messenger RNA of Ectocarpus siliculosus, 531 nucleotides long. The record is from the annotation of a GenBank genome assembly. NCBI's taxonomy places the organism in Eukaryota, Phaeophyceae, Ectocarpales, Ectocarpaceae.